UCGCGUUUCUGAAGACCCAACCCAACCCAACAGGAAGACAACAAAUUUUUCUGUCCUGUUGAAACGAUGCACAUUUGCGCCUGUCAACGCUAAGCAUUAACAUUAAAUUAAUAAAUUAAUAAAAUGCCCUUAUUUGAUGGGUUAGGCAGCGGGGGAGAGAAGACUGCGAUCGUCAUUGACUUGGGAGCAGCAUACACAAAAUGCGGCUUUGCAGGGGAAACGGGGCCCAGGUUCAUAAUUCCGAGCGAGAUCCGGAAACCAGGACAGCAACAGGUGAGACACCGCUGGGCUUUGCUGAGUGUAAUCACUUGGAUAGAUUGUUUGGAAAUUGCGAAAUAUAUUAUUUUAAUGUGGUAUGUGAUGUCUCACUUUCAGGCCAUCAAAGUGGUUCAGUACAACAUCAACACAGAAGAGCUUUAUGUCAUCCUCAAAGAAUUUAUCCAUUUACUGUACUUCAGGCACCUGCUGGUGAACCCUCGCGACAGAAGAGUGGUCAUCAUCGAGUCCAUCCUCUGCCCGUCUCACUUCAGGGAGACGCUCACCAAGGUUUUCUUCAAACAGUUUGAGGUGCCAUCUGUGCUGUUUGCCCCAAGUCACCUCAUGGCCAUCAUGACUUUGGGCAUCAACUCUGCUCUGGUGAUGGACUGUGGCUACACAGAGACGCUGGUGCUACCUGUUUAUGAGUGCACUCCUAUUCUGCCAGCAUGGGAGGCUUUGCCUUUGGGAGGGAAAGCCAUCCAUAAAGAAUUAGAUGGACUUCUUGUGGAACAGUGCACUGUGGACACCGACACCAUCACUGGGCAGAGUGUACCAGCUGUCAUUGGGACCAUCCCAGAGGAGACUGUGGAAGAUAUCAAGGUCAGAACAUGCUUUGUCAGUGACCUGCAGAGAGGCCUCAAGAUCCAGGAAGCCAAAUUUAACCUAGACGGUACAGCUGAGCGUCCCGCCCCUCCUCCAGAUGUUGAUUACCCUCUGGAUGGUGAGAAAAUCCUGCACGUCAAAGGAUCAAUCAGGGACUCUGUGAUGGAGAUCCUGUUUGAACAGGACAAUGAAGAGAAGAGUGUGGCCUCUCUGAUACUUGACGCUCUGGUCAAGUGCCCCAUUGACGCACGUAAGGUGCUCUCCGAGAACCUGGUGGUGAUCGGAGGCACAGCCAUGUUGCCGGGUUUCCUGCACCGUCUGCUGGCAGAGAUACGCCUCCUGGUGGAGAAACCCAAGUACAGCGACGUGCUGGCCAGCAAGAGCCUGCGUAUACACGCUCCACCUGCCAAGCCCAACUGCACCGCCUGGCUCGGAGGCGCCAUCUUCGGGGCGCUGCAGGACAUCCUGGGCAGCCGGUCGGUGUCACGAGACUACUACAACCAGACAGGCCGCAUCCCAGACUGGUGCUGCUUGAGCUCCUCUCCUCCCGAAUCUCUCUACGAAGCGGGAAAGACCCCUCCUCCGCUCAUGAAGAGAGCCUUCUCCACAGAGAAGUAGAAUGUGCUGUAACAUAAUUCAAACAAUGUACUCUCCUUUACUCCGAUAGAACAGUUCAGUAAUCUUAAAUGUACCAUCCCAACACAAAUGUUGUUAAUGUGUUAACUACACAAACAGCUCUAGAUGUUUGUAAUGUCUAAGUUUCUGUAUGAACUGAUUGUGGACUGUUUGAUAAUCAGGUGAUCUGGUUUCUGACCUUACCAGUUAGAAGAGAUAUUGGGAUUUUAUGCGGUUACAUUGAUAUUCUACAAGGAUUACAGAAUUUCAAAUAGUUGCUGUGCUUCAUGCACCCACGUCUUCGGUUUCAUUUGUAGUCAUCGAACUGAACCUGUACGUGCUUACUCUCACUCUGUUCUGUAUUAUUUCGGCAGUUAAGCAGGAAAAACAUCGUGUUUAGCAGAAAUAUUUCAGAUCAUUACUAAUUUGAGUUUUAGUCAUCCAGUUGUCAGUAAAACGACAGAAAAUGUUGCGAAACUUUGGAGAAAAGUGUUGAAAUCUGACCAUGUGGUUUUGACGGUAAUGUCCCAUGUAGUUUAAAAAUAAGUUUUAAACAUACAAGUUUCUCUUAUUUAUUGUUUGAACUUAAUACAGGCCCACGGAAAGCUAAUAAACAGCUUUUCAUAUUAAAGUUGGGGUGGCGGUAUCCUGGGAGCUACUACUCAAAUACUCCACCACCAAGAUGUUGUCGCACCCUAACAAGUGUAGCACACGUAGCAGUUGGGUCAGGGACAUGUCAGUCGUGGUCUGAACACAUCCACGCAGUCCUGAGAAGCGGCCUAAUCAAGCAAAAUAAUUAAAGUCACCUGUGUGUGUGUCGACCAUAGUUGUUGUUGUUUACAGACUUCAAAACAUCUUCCGAACAAUGCCAUCUUGACCUGUGACCUUUAAGUUCAACUAUUUCAACAAAUAAAUAUUCCGAAUUCAA
This is a messenger RNA of Siniperca chuatsi (mandarin fish), 2404 nucleotides long. RefSeq names its product actin related protein 10 (gene actr10). The coding region runs from base 124 to 1479 and encodes 451 amino acids. Lineage: Eukaryota; Metazoa; Chordata; Actinopteri; Centrarchiformes; Sinipercidae. Gene Ontology annotation, biological process: retrograde axonal transport of mitochondrion. The transcript is spliced from 12 exons. The record is from RefSeq and is a predicted model, not a curated record.